AACCAGUGGUGGAUUUUGGUUAACAGAUAUGUCAAAACAAUAUUCAAUGUCAACGUUCAUGGGUUUGGAUGCCUCAACAAUGUUUAACGCGGAGAGUCUACCGGAAAACUGCGCAUUUCUUGAAUAUAACUAUUUUGAUGAAAUCCCAUUUCCUAAAAAUAAUGAAAUGUUUCGAGUACUUAAACCUGGAGGCUGGAUAGAGAUAUUUGGAACUACUACUGAAAUUGUUAACGCCGGGUCUGCAACAAAAACAUUUGUUGAAUCAAUGAUCAAAUGCUUUCAUUUUAAUGGACUCAAUCCUAAUAUUGUGCGUACUUUUCCCAGAAAAUUAAAAUCCUUAAAUAUUAUAAAUGUUCAAGUGGUUGAAAUACCACUUUACCUUUCACCUAAUCAUCCCAUUUCAAAAAAUAAGGGACAAGAACUAUUAUUUGCAACCGCAGAAUCCUUAAGAGUAAUGAUUAAGCUAACAGUGGGAUAUAAUGAUGAAGAAUAUGAUCAAUUACUAAAAAAUAUUGCCAUAGAAACAGAAACUUUAAAUAU
Racocetra persica is the source of this 540-nucleotide messenger RNA. The record is from the annotation of a GenBank genome assembly. NCBI's taxonomy places the organism in Eukaryota, Fungi, Glomeromycota, Glomeromycetes, Diversisporales, Gigasporaceae.